AUGCUUGGUCACUCGUGGGGUGAGAUGCUUGCAGUCGAGUGGAUCGCUGCAUCUGCGUAUGCUGCAAACCUCCGUCGCUUGGUCAUAUCGAACAGCCUUGCAAGUAUCGAUGUGUGUAGAGUUGGAAUCACAGCCUUGAGAAAGGAUCUACCAGAGGAUGUCCAAGCCGUCCUCGACCAUGCCGACCAAACGGAAGAAUUCGAAACCCCAGAAUACGAGUCUGCCAUAGAAGUCUUUUGCAAGAGACACCUCAGUCUCACCAAACCUUGGCCAUCGCCAGAGGUUCAGGCUGCUUUGGAUUGGUUUGCAAAAGAUGCUACUACGUAUGGAACAAUGGACGAGCCUAGCGAGCUAUACAUCUCUGGCUCGCUCCGAAACUGGACCUCUUUGCAUUUGCUCGACAGGGUCAAUGUCCCGACCCUCUUGAUCAACGGUACAGCCGACCAGGCAAAGGACGUGGCAAUGCAACAUUUCUUUGAUAAGAUCAAGAAAGUCAAAUGGAUCACAUUGGAUAAUGCAGCCCAUUUCUCGCACGUGGAUCAGCGGGCAAAGUAUAUGCAGCAUCUUGGAGAUUUCUUGGCGGCAUGA
This is a messenger RNA of Pestalotiopsis fici W106-1, 588 nucleotides long. RefSeq lists its product as uncharacterized. The record is from RefSeq and is a predicted model, not a curated record. The transcript has 2 exons. The coding region runs from base 1 to 588 and encodes 195 amino acids. NCBI's taxonomy places the organism in Eukaryota, Fungi, Ascomycota, Sordariomycetes, Amphisphaeriales, Sporocadaceae.